Zonotrichia albicollis (white-throated sparrow) is the source of this 537-nucleotide messenger RNA. It is a transcript of the gene HES1, whose product is annotated as hes family bHLH transcription factor 1. The record is from RefSeq and is a predicted model, not a curated record. Gene Ontology annotation, biological process: regulation of DNA-templated transcription. Lineage: Eukaryota; Metazoa; Chordata; Aves; Passeriformes; Passerellidae. Gene Ontology annotation, molecular function: protein dimerization activity; DNA binding.
AUGCCCACGGAGGAUGCCGAGAAGGAGCGAACCCCCGGCGCGGUGGCGGGCUGCCAGCGGUGUGNCGUCAAUGCGACGCCCGACAAGCCGAAGACGGCGGCUGAGCAUCGCAAGUCCUCCAAGCCCAUCAUGGAGAAGCGGCGGCGGGCGCGCAUCAACGAGAGCCUAGGACAGCUGAAGACGCUCAUCCUGGACGCGCUGAAGAAGGAUAGCUCCCGGCAUUCCAAGCUGGAGAAAGCCGACAUUCUGGAGAUGACCGUCAAGCACCUGCGGAGCCUCCAGCGAGCCCAGAUGACUGCUGCCCUGAGCACAGACCCCACAGUCCUGGGCAAGUACCGAGCUGGCUUCAGUGAGUGCAUGAACGAGGUGACGCGGUUCCUCUCCACCUGCGAGGGCGUCAACACUGAGGUGCGCACCCGGCUCCUGGGCCACCUGGCCAGCUGCAUGACCCAGAUCAACACCAUGAACUACCCUGCGCCCCCCCCGNACAGAGACACCGACCUGUUGCCGGCAAUUAUGGGCGGCAAGAUCGGGUGA